AUGCCAUUGCCACCGCAAGGAACCAAAGAAUCAUCAAGGCCACCGACAGAAACAAUGACACCACCAAAAAGCUUGUCGCAGCUGUCUAGAAAGGAUUUGGAACAACUUAUCCCACACAUGAAUGACAUUGACGCGAAAUAUGAGAAAAUCUCUCAAAUUGGCGAAGGUACAUACGGAAAGGUAUUUAAGGGAGCUGUGAAAAACCCCAUCGGUGCGCAACAAUACGUGGCCAUGAAGAAGGUCAGAAUGGAGUGUGAAAAGGAAGGGUUUCCCAUCACGGCCACGCGCGAGAUCAAAAUCCUUUCUUCAAUCGCGCACAAGAAUAUCAUCCAGCUAAUCGAAAUUGUAACAUCAAAAGAGUCUGUGUAUAUGGUUUUUGAUUACAUGGAAUACGAUCUUGCGGCUCUUAUCUCCCAGGCCGCCACAGAGCUUCAGAUCCGCCAUGUAAAAUAUCUGAUCAGGGAAGUGUUGGAGGCCAUGGCUUAUCUUCACGAAAACAAGAUUUUGCAUCGGGAUAUCAAGAGUACCUAUUCCGAUCGAUUACUCAUCAUAGGUUCCAAUGUUUUGCUCUCGCGCAAAGGCAUCGUUAAACUAGCGGAUUUUGGUCUCGCCCGCAGCUUUGCCAAAAGCCAGAUGACACACAUGACAAAUCGGGUUAUUACUUUAUGGUAUCGGCCGCCGGAACUAUUACUCGGAUCUUCGACAUACGACUCUUCCAUCACUUCUGGCGGAAUGGCUAUUGAAAUCAGCCCCCUUUCAGGGAUCCACAGAAAUAUCGCAGCUGAUGGCAAUCUUUUCCGUUCUAGGAAACGGCGCCUCUCUUCCGGAUUGGUCCGAUUGCCCCACUCUUGCGGCGCUGCCGUGGAGCAGGUGGAUCCACCCUCCGAAGGAGUAUCAGCCCAGAGUUUUAGAAGCAAAGCUCAGAGAGAUUGGAUUGUCCGAGCUCGGUUGCGAGUUCGUCGCUUCGUUCUUGCAAAUGGAGCCCACAAAGAGGAUCUCCGCCAAAGCAGCAUUGCAACACCCCUUCUUCCGGGAGGAGCCGCUGCCUGCGCAGCCGGAAGAGUAAGCAUGAGAUUGAUAAUUUCCGGUAGACUUCCCUUCAUCGAGGGAGACUGGCAUGAAUUUGAGGUCAAAAAAAAUACUAAACGUGCAAGGCGACCCGAUGGUGACGAUCAAAUUACAAUUAACGUUGAUUCGAUACUCAGUGAAGACGAACAGGAGGAUCAAGAAGACUAUAAACGAGGCGGGUAUCAUCCAGUGAAAAAUGGUGACCUGUAUCAUAAUCAGAGAUAUAGGGUGUUAAAGAAGCUCGGGUGGGGACAUUUUUCAACGGUUUGGUUUGCUCUGGACACCGUUACUUCUUCCUUUGUUGCAUUGAAAAUAGUGAAGAGCGACAAAAGAUACGCCGACGCCGCAUUUGAUGAGAUUGAGCUUUUGGAAAGAGCCUCUGGAAAAAAAGGGGCUCGUAAUCAUCGACCGGCAUGCCCUUCUACAUGCAAUCCUGCACAGGGUGGCCAACGUGUUGUUAAGCUGCUUAACCACUUUACCAUAAAGGGCCCCCACGGAGAGCGUAAUGCUUGCCUUGGUUUAUUUUUCGUAGAUAUUUGCAUGGUCUUUGAGGUCCUUGGCCACAAUUUACUAAAGCUUAUCAAGGAAUAUGACUACAAGGGGAUUCCUAUUGCUACCGUCAAAAAAAUUGCCGUCGAUGUGCUCAACGGGCUAGACUACCUCCAUUCAGUCUGCGGAAUUAUCCACACCGAUUUAAAGCCCGAAAAUGUGCUUCUUUGUCUAGACGGCGAAAGCAUCGACGCGCUUGCCACAUCCAGCGGGCUUUCCAAAUCAGAGUACAAACGGAAAACGGAGCAUCCAUUUCCUGCCACUUGCUCCGGCUUGCUCAAUGAUGUCCGGUUGGUUUUUUCCCUAACUCCAGGCUUGAACAAAACCUUAAUGAGAUUUCUUUAA
Molecule: messenger RNA, 1962 nt
Organism: Mitosporidium daphniae
Lineage: Eukaryota; Fungi; Microsporidia
Product: CMGC/SRPK protein kinase
Exons: 5
Coding region: 1-1962 (653 amino acids)
Biological process (GO): spliceosomal complex assembly; protein phosphorylation; regulation of mRNA processing
Molecular function (GO): protein kinase activity; ATP binding
Source: RefSeq, a predicted model, not a curated record